Molecule: messenger RNA, 2775 nt
Organism: Haliotis rubra (blacklip abalone)
Lineage: Eukaryota; Metazoa; Mollusca; Gastropoda; Lepetellida; Haliotidae
Product: serine/threonine-protein phosphatase 6 regulatory ankyrin repeat subunit A-like
Exons: 9
Molecular function (GO): protein binding
Source: RefSeq, a predicted model, not a curated record
AGAAUGGAGUCACACCACUUCAUUGGGCAGUUGAGCAUGCCAAACAUAAAACUGUUGAGUAUCUCAUAGAGAAAGGUGCCAAUGUUAAUGCAGAAGAUGAGAAUGGAGUCCACACCACUUCAUUGGGCAGUUGAGCAUACCAAACAUAAAACUGUUGAGUAUCUCAUAGAGAAAGGUGCCAAUGUUAAUGCAGAAGGUAAGAAUGGAGUUACAACACUUCAUGUAGCAACUGAGCAUGCCAAACAUAAAACUGUUGAGUAUCUCAUUGAGAAAGGUGACAGUGUUAAUGUGAAAGAUGAGAAUGGAGUCACACCACUUCAUUGGGCAGUUGAGCAUGCCAAACAUGGAACUGUUGAGUAUCUCAUUCAGAAAGGUGCCAGUGUUAAUGUGAAAGAUAAGAAGGGAGUCACACCACUUGAUGUAGCAGCUGAGCAUGCCAAACAUGAAACUGUUGAGUAUCUCAUAGAGAAAGGUGCCAGUGUUAAUGAGAGAGGAUGGUCACGCAUCACACCACUUCAAGCAGCAGUUCAGCAUGCCAAUCAUGAAACUGUUCAGUAUCUCAUAGAGAAAGGUGCCAGUGUUAAUCACAGAGGAUGGUUUGGCAUCACACCACUUCAUGUAGCAGUUCAGCAUGCCAAACAUCAAAGUGUUCAGUAUCUCAUUGAGAAAGGUGCAAAUGUUAAUGCAAUAGAUAAGAAUGGAGUCACUCCACUUCAUGUAGCAGCUGAGCAUGCCAAACAUGAAACUGUUCAGUAUCUCAUAGAGAAAGGUGCUAAUGUUAAUGCAGAAGGUAAGAAUGGAGUCACUCCACUUCGUGUAGCAGCUGAGCAUGCCAAACAAGAAACUGUUCAGUAUCUCAUAGAGAAAGGUGCGAAUGUUAAUGCAAUAGAUAAGAAUGGAGUCACUCCACUUCAUGUAGCAGCUGAGCAUGCCAAACAUGAAACUGUUCAGUAUCUCAUAGAGAAAGGUGCUAAUGUUAAUGCAGAAGGUAAGAAUGGAGUCACUCCACUUCGUGUAGCAGCUGAGCAUGCCAAACAAGAAACUGUUCAGUAUCUCAUAGAGAAAGGUGCGAAUGUUAAUGCAAUAGAUAAGAAUGGAGUCACACCACUUGAUGUAGCAGCUGAGCAUGCCAAACAAGAAAAUGUUCAGUAUCUCAUUGAGAAAGGUGCCAGUGUUAAUGACAGAGGAUGGUUUGGCAUCACACCACUUCAAGUAGCAGUUCAGCAUGCCAAACAUGAAAGUGUUGAGUAUCUCAUAGAGAAAGGUGCCAGUGUUAAUGACAGAGGAUGGUUUGGCAUCACACCACAUCAUAUUGCAGUUCAGCAUGCCAAACAUGAAAGUGUUCAGUGUCUCAUUCAGAAAGGUACCAGUGUUAAUGACAGAGGAUGGUUUGGCAUCACACCACUUCAUGUAGCAGUUCAGCAUGCCAAACAUGAAAGUGUUCAGUAUCUCAUAGAGAAAGGUACCGCUGAGCAUGCCAAACAAGAAAGUGUUCAGUAUCUCAUAGAGAAAGGUGCCAAUGUUAAUGCAAUAGAUAAGAAUGGAGUCACACCACUUCAUGUAGCAGCUGAGCAUGCCAAACAAGAAACUGUUCAGUAUCUCAUAGAGAAAGGUGCCAGUGUUAAUGACAGAGGAUGGUUUGGCAUCACACCACUUCAAGUAGCAGUUCAGCAUGCCAAACAUGAAAGUGUUCAGUAUCUCAGAGAGAAAGGUGCUAAUGUUAAUGCAGAAGAUAAGAAUGGAGUCACACCACCUCAUGUAGCAGUUCAGCAUGCCAAACAAGAAAGUGUUCAGUAUCUCAUAGAGAAAGGUGCCAAUGUUAAUGCAAUAGAUAAGAAUGGAGUCACUCCACUUCAUGUAGCAGCUGAGCAUGCCAAACAUGAAAGUGUUCAGUAUCUCAUAGAGAAAGGUGCCAGUGUUAAUGCAGAAGAAAAGAAUGGAGUCACGCCACUUAAUGUAGCAACUGGGCAUGGCAAACAUGAAAGUGUUCAGUAUCUCAUAGAGAAAGGUGCCAGUGUUAAUGACAGAGGAUGGUUUGGCAUCACACCACAUCAUAUUGCAGUUCAGCAUGCCAAACAUGAAAGUGUUCAGUAUCUCAUAGAGAAAGGUGCCAGUGUUAAUGACAGAGGAUGGUGUGGCAUCACACCACUUCAUGUAGCAGUUCGGGAUGCCAAACAUGAAAGUGUUCGGUAUCUCAUUGAGAAAGAUGCGAAUGUUAAUGCAAUAGAUAAGAAUGGAGUCACGCCACUUAAUGUAGCAGCUGAGCAUACCAAACAUGAAACUGUUCAGUAUCUCAUAGAGAAAGCUGCCAGUGUUAAUGCAGAAGAUAAGAAUGGAGACACGCCACUUAAUGUAGCAGCUGAGCAUGCCAAACAUGAAAGAGUUCAGUAUCUCAUUGAGAAAGGUGCCAGUGUUAAUGUGAAAGAUAAGAAGGGAGUCACACCACUUCAUGUAGCAGCUGAACAUGCCAAACAUGAAACUGUUGAGUAUCUCAUAGAGAAAGGUGCGAAUAUUAAUGCAAAAGAUCAGAAUGGAGUCACACCACUUGAUGUAGCAGCUGAGCAUGCCAAACAUGAAAGUGUUCAGUAUCUCAUAGAGAAAGGUGCCAGUGUUAAUGAGAGAGGAUGGUUUGGCAUCACACCACUUCAAGUAGCAGUUCAGCAUGCCAAACAUGAAAGUGUUCAGUAUCUCAUAGAGAAAGGUGCUAAUGUUAAUGCAAUAGAUAAGAAUGGAGUCACACCACUUCAUAUAGCAGCUGAGCAUGCCAAACAAGAA